This is a messenger RNA of Xenopus laevis (African clawed frog), 2445 nucleotides long. RefSeq names its product twist family bHLH transcription factor 2 S homeolog (gene twist2.S). Gene Ontology annotation, biological process: developmental process; regulation of transcription by RNA polymerase II. The transcript is spliced from 2 exons. Gene Ontology annotation, molecular function: protein dimerization activity; RNA polymerase II transcription regulatory region sequence-specific DNA binding; DNA-binding transcription factor activity, RNA polymerase II-specific. Lineage: Eukaryota; Metazoa; Chordata; Amphibia; Anura; Pipidae. Bases 283 to 771 code for a protein of 162 amino acids. The record is from RefSeq and is a predicted model, not a curated record. Gene Ontology annotation, cellular component: nucleus.
ACUCAAAUUGAGGAGUGAAAGAAAAGGAGGAAGGAUUGGAACAUUAUUCAGGAAGGCUGCUGAGUUCAGAAGCGCAUACUUUGUUUGAUGCUGUUGGGAGGUGCAACUUAUUCUGCUUAUUGUGCUGGCAUUCCCACUUUGCCUUCCAUUUUGUUUGCCUUGCUUGGACUGCAUCUUAAUUCUAACAGUAGGUUGGCAUACAUAAAAUAUCAUCAUUAACUUAUAGACACCUGGGGGUAGUUUGCAUCUGGGCAUCAAUAAGUAAGGACCAGUCCAACUAAGAUGAAAGAAGAAGGAGCAUGCCCCGAUUCCCCUGAAGGCAGCAUGGUAACCAGCGAGGAAGAGGCUGAGCGCCAACAGAGGAAGGCUAUAGUUAAGCGUACAGGUCUGGUGGGCAAAUCAAAUGAGGGUAGAGUGCCCCUUUCACCUCCUUGCAAGCGCAGUAAGAGGAGCCCUCAUAUAGAACCCUUUGAGGAUGUACACACUCAGAGAGUCAUUGCCAACGUGAGGGAGCGGCAGCGUACCCAGUCCCUGAAUGAUGCUUUUGCAGAGCUGAGGAAGAUCAUCCCUACCUUGCCAUCUGAUAAACUCAGCAAGAUACAGACCCUGAAGCUGGCUUCACGUUAUAUCGAUUUCCUGUACCAGGUCUUGCAGAGUGAUGAGUUGGACCACAAGAUAGCCAGUUGCAACUACCUUGCUCAUGAAAGGCUCAGCUAUGCCUUCUCUGUCUGGAGAAUGGAAGGUGCAUGGUCCAUGUCAACAACUCACUGAUCCCUCAGCUGGUGCCCCUCCUGCCUGCCAUUUCAGAAGACUUUUCAAGAGUGGAUUCCAAAAGGACUGCUAGAAAUGGUUUACUCCUCUGCUUUGUGGCUCCACAGUCUGAUGUUCUAACCCAACAAGAUGGAAGAUUAUCUAAAGUGAUAAGAAUCUCAAAACAUCGUCAGAUGGAAUACUUCCGAUAACAAGACACCAAAAACAGUUGAAUAUUCCUAAGACACAAUCUUAGUAUAAGCACAAACAAUACUUUAUCAAGUGUGCGAGUCUCAUCAAGAGCAUGGAUAUUUAACCUCGUAACUUGUCUAAAACCCUGUGGAGAUUAUUUAUUCAGGAAAAGCUGAAGACCAUGCAGAUAAUGAUUGAUUUUUGUUUCUUCUUUUUUUUCCUUGGUCUAUCAUGACCAGCCUUAUCACUUCCAAUUUGCUAUGCACUUCUAAAUCCAGGCACUUUGUUUGUAGGACAAGCUGGCAUACCUAUUGCCCAUUUUUUCCCCUGCUAAUAUUAAAUGUGUUCUUAAGUUGCAGCUUUCUUAGAUAUAAUUGCUUCCAUAUCACAGUAAUGUUAAGCGAGUUGCCAAAUUUAAGUGCAAAAUACAUGGUCAGACCCCAGGAUGCAAUGGCACCUUCUUCCGUAGGGAACAGACAUUUUUUUUUGUAUGUCAUUUCAUGCAUUGCUUUUAGAUAUGACACAAGCAGAGUAAUCUCUUUUAAACCAAACUAAGUAACGCUCUAAAAUGAAAUGCCCCUGUACUCAAAGGCAUACUAACCCAUAUAUAAUUAGUCAUAAAGAAUUAGCCAUAAUUCAGGUCUCUUGGAAAGAUAUGUUCUAGGAUUGCAAAACUAUACAUUGGGUUAAUGUAGCGGUAGCUGAAAAUCCAAAGAUGUAACUUCGAGGGGGCAUAAAUUGAGCAUCAUGGCACAAGGAGGAUACAAAGACUAUGGAUCAAGUGACAGGGCUGACUGGGGGCAAAUGAACAGGGUUGAAUGGGUGUUCUGUGUAAAAGUCAGCAUGAGUUAUCUGUGAAAAUCGUUUAAGUACUGUUUCUGGAAGAUGUAAAUAUGAAAAUAUAUACUGAGCUCAAUGACUCGUAUCCUCAGGUGUGACUCAUUGCAUGGAGUGUAUUUUAUUGGUUGAAGGGAUUGAGGUCUGUGAGCCCUCGAUAACCCUUUAUUAUGUGUCUCACUUAUAAUUAACUUCUAGAGAACAUGGUGAAAAUACCAUAAGAGAACUCAUGAGUUUUAGCUGAAAAUUUAAGGUGCUGACAGUGUGGGAAUUGGGUAUUAGGUCACUGCCUUUAUUUUUCAAAGCCAUUAAUAUUAUUACAUUCUCUGCAUUGGUGCAUUUAGAAACCUUGUUUGAAAAUGUAAACCUGUAGUUUCCCCUCAACUUUACCAUGAAUAUGCCAAAUCAUCUUGCCACAAGAGGGCCAUGACCACUGUAUUCUAAAGACAGACCCACAAAGGAGACAGUGGAACUCCUAAUAUGUUCCUUAUAAUAACAUGUUGGAACACAGGAUAACAAUUAAAUAUCCAAAACGACCAGUUGUGGCUCCUACCCAAAAAGAACCCGUUGUAAACUGACAUGGGGCAAUAUUGGGCUACUAUUUGAAUUUUUCAUGCUUAAAUGUAAGAGUGGAACCUCAAAGACAAAUAAAUGGAAUAACAAUCA